Messenger RNA from Spodoptera exigua (beet armyworm), 2695 nucleotides. The record is from the annotation of a GenBank genome assembly. NCBI's taxonomy places the organism in Eukaryota, Metazoa, Arthropoda, Insecta, Lepidoptera, Noctuidae.
GUUACUACUUCAUGACUACUCCGAGCUCAGUGUGUACUGCAAUGCAACGGAAAAUAUGCGUGUUUACCAAAGUCGUUUCGGUAGAACGGUGUCGUGUGUUGCGUCACGUUUAAGGAAAUUGAUAGUGCGCCGAGGCCGACGUGACUAACAUUAUCGUGAUUGUGCUCAUUUUGUGUUCAGUUUUUAAAAAUUCAAUUGAUAUAUUAGUGUGGUGCUGUGAUUUAACAUUAAAAUGGAAUUUAUUUUUUCUCAUCCCGUUUCUCCCUGUGGGUGGAGGCCAGACAAAUGUCCGACGUUCGACACGCCGCGCGACCGACAUAACCUUGUGCUGUCGAAUGGCGGCGAGUGGGGAGAGGGCGCCCAGUUGGCCAGGUGCUGCCGCCGCGUCGAGUUCGGCGCUAUAGCUAAACUAAAUACGCAGUGUUGUACAUUUAGAACGUUCACAAUGGCUACCGCGAAAGACACGUCUACUUUCUUUCUGGAGGCAGAUGCAAAAGAUUUUGACAGUGUUUUAAAGUUAUACCCUCAAGCGAUUAAACUAAAAGCUGAAUUGAAAACAAAGAAACCCGAUGAGCUCAUAAAAUUGGACAAUUGGUACCAGAAUGAAUUGCCAAAGAAGAUUAAAUCCAGAGGCAAGGACGCGCACAUGAUACACGAGGAGCUUGUACAACUCAUGAAAUGGAAACAAGCGAGAGGAAAAUUUUAUCCACAAUUAUCAUAUUUGAUAAAAGUGAACACGCCGAGGGCUGUGAUGGCAGAGACGAAGAAAGCCUUCCGAAAGUUGCCGAACAUAGAGUCGGCGAUGGCGGCGUUAAGUAAUUUGAAGGGAGUGGGCACGGCCACCGCUUCAGCAGUGCUGGCGGCGGCAAGCCCCGACAUAGCUCCGUUCAUGGCUGAUGAAUGCGUGCAGGCGAUCCCCGAGAUGGAAGGAAGCGAUUACACUGCCAAGGAAUACCUCAAUUUUGUAACCCAUAUUAGGAAAGUCUGUGAUAGGUUAAAUAAGGAACAAAACGGCUGUGGCAACAAGUUUUCUCCACACAUGGUAGAGCUGGCGUUAUGGACGCACCACGUGAUAUCAGACUUGCAGCCGGAACUGCUUGGCAAGGAACCCAGGACGGUAGCGCCCGCCAACGGGGGCUCACCUCUACCCAGUGAUGAGAGCAAUCUUGAACCACCCUCCACCAAUGGCAAUGGAAAAUUAGGUGCAGACUCAGUGAAUGAGGACACGACGACGUCGUGCACAGAGGACUCGAUGGAUGCGAAAGCUGCGUCUCCUGCGACCCCCGCCACCCCCGCGUCCCCCUCCGACAACUCCGACUCCGCCUUCAGCACGCCGCGCGCCAAACGGCAAAUGGAGGAAGCCAGCUCAGAAGAGAACUCACUGGGUGACUCAUCAGACGCGUCCGCGUUACCUAUCGCUAAGAAACUUCGAAAAGCUACACACUGACAUCCGCGCACUCCCACCAAGCGACCCUCGUGCGCCUAUAAAUAGCUUUCUAGACUAAAAUAUUGUACCUAGGUAAUUUAUUUUUCAAUUCCGAUUAAUUUUAACUUAGCGUUAAGUUUAAGUACCGGUCGAUUUUGUAAGUUUUAUAGGGUAUCGAUAUUUGGAGCGUGUACCGAGUGGUCGGGCGCGUUCGAGAGUAUGAGAUUGUACAAUAUUUCGAUGUGAGUGUAUCUUCGGAGUGGCCCACGAGGGGGCCUAGCGUUAGGUUUCGUUUGUAAUCAUUUUUAACGUUCGAACGUUCGCAUCCAGCGUGACAUUCCAAUAAUUGUAAAGUUUCGGCGGCGAGGGCGCAGGGCCGUCGCCGCGGAGAGAUCCGGACCAGAUGCCUUGACGAGGCCGCGAGGCCGCCAUUCACACCAUUGCCUUAUGACACAGUCUGCCCGCAGAGUUUAUAUGCAACAAGAUAAUACAAAGGUCGUGUUACCCGGGCGCCGGGCACACGGGCCCACAUGUAGUUUUUAUUGAACAAAUAUAAGAUAUUAAUUUUAUAAUGUCGCAUUUUUCAUUUCAACCAAAAAUAAACCAAACUUCCUUAUUCCGAAAUAUUGUAUUUAUUCACAUGUUCUUACAUUAUACUAUUACCUUAUUAUCUAUUAUAAUGAGCAAUGCAAGAACGAAACAAAAUUCAAUAUAAAUUUUGUCUUCAAUUUCUAUUACAUUGUCACUUUCAACACAACUCGAGUUGUUUUGCAACACCAUAAUAAUACACGCGUCACAAAUGGCCAUUGCCACCGCAAGCGGCGGCCGGCGUUGCCGAACCACAUAACAUUAAUCAGGCAACCACAUCCGGAGUUCUAUCGACUUCCAUUUAUUAUGUUUUAGCGAUAGACUCGAAUGAGAUUUUAUUACAGGACAAUCAACGACUUGUGCCGAAUUUUACACUUUGGCCUGCGGUAGGUACUGGAUAUCGAUUCAAUUGUACGAACAAUUGAAGAUUAAUGAGGUGUUUCGACGUCUUGUUGUAACUGCGGGUACAAGGUCGCGAUUCUAGUGCCGGCGGCCAUGCGGCCGGCGAAGUCAGGUCGUCGCGCGGGCCGGGGCGCGCCGAGUAAGGCAUCGAGUACAUUGCGGGGUGCCCACACGUCGCUGCCGUUGCCGGAACUGCCGUUGCCUGAACUGCCGUUACCAGCCCCUACAGGGGAUAGCGGCGAGUCUGUAGUCGCGCGAAUCACUGUGGCACGAGAUUCG